UGACCAUUCGUAACGGUGGCCUAAAUUCUUUUCCCGUGAAAUAUUUUAUAGUUUUUCAAACUAUCCCCGUGUUUCAACCGCGAGGUCGAUUGCUCGCCAGUUUUGUUUAUUUAUUUGGUACGAAUACGUGAUGGUAACUAUCGGUAUCGCGUAAACUUUAUGCUGUUUCGUGUACAGCUGUUGUCCUAUUUUGCGUUCGAUUUUACGCACCAGUUACAUAUCAUCAAGAACUAUAAUUGGUUUCGUCAAAUUACAUGACGUCAAGGCUCUAGGAAGCAUAAUCUGCUUGAUCUUUUGAUUAUCCUCGAUAGUAUUUCCUUGUAUAAGGAGCAGCAAUAAUGACGAGCAGAGAAGAUGUUAUUCAGAAUGUACGUGCAUGCUUGUUGACAUCAAAGGGUAGUGUCGCGAUAGACAAUUUAAAUAGAGAUUAUCGAAUGCUCAUUGAUGAAAACAUACCGUUUAGAACCCUAGGAUUUCAGUCUUUAGUUGGCUUCUUGCGUACUAUUCCUAGUAUUAAACUUAUCGAUAGAGGUAACACGCAUUACGUGGAGGCUAUACCUACUGAAGAGUCUGCACACAUUACCAAAUUAAUUGCACGACAAAAGACAUCGUCUAAGAAGAAUAAGAAAUUGGUGAGGAGUCAAGGACCUCUGUCAUUCCGUCAGCCCAUGCAAAGGAAUACUCGUAGUGUAAAUAACGACGGUAGUAAUAUGUAUUCAAAAAUGGGUGCGAGGAAUCCGUUGAGUGUUUCGUUUGGAACGACAGUUACUCAUCAAUAUAAUGAGAGGCCCAAAUUCAUGCCAACCAAUUAUACGACACCAGCAAGUGCUCCUAGUACAAGACUGAAAGAGAGACAAGUGAACGCUCUUCCGGUGUCGAACCAAAGUGUCAAAGAUCCUAGACAAGACUUACAAGCAAAGAGCAAUGUAAAGGCAAUAACGCCAGUGAUAAGUCAGAAACCAAAGACUGUUAAUAACAACGCGGAAGUGUAUCAUAAGAAAGCUUCAAACAUAAGCGAUAGACUUAACGUAACUCCUAAUCUCGACAAAUUAAUUCAAAGUCUGCACAUGAACAUUCCAUCGUCGCAGCAAUCCCACGUAUUGUCGCCUCUUUCACCCGGACAACUUAUAGCAGAAUGCAAAUCAACUCAUCAGCAACAGUUAAUGAAUUCGCAGCCGCAACCAUUGAUGGAUAUAAAUGUGAAACCACCGAUAAAUACGCAUCAGCAACCGUUGAUUAAUUCACAGCCGCAACUAUUGACGAGUGGAAAUCAGAAACCAUCGAUAAAUUCGCAUCCGAAACCAUUGACAAAUCCACAUCAGCCGAUAUUAAUGAAUCCGCAGUUUCAACAGAGGCUACCAAUGAACUUAUCACAGUUUCAGCAGCCACCGAUAAAUUCACCACAAUUACAGCAGUCACAAAUAAAUUCACCACAGUAUCAGCGAUCACCAGUAAAUUCAGUACAAUUGCAACAGCCACCGAACGAUUCUUUACCAUCCUUAAGAAUGAAUGCACAACCAGUCGUGCCAAAAUCACAAUCAGUUGAUCCAAGGGAGGAGUUAAAGAGGAGAGCUAUUGCACUCAAUCUACCAGAGCCUGUGUAUCAAAUUUUGCCCAUGACAAUUAAGCGUGCUAAACACCUAGCUGUGUUCGCGAAAGUUAAGGUUGGCCAAUACGACUACGGGAGUUAUCCAGAAGAAGCGCGUACCGAGGACGAGGCACAGAAGAUCGCGGCGAACAAUGCUCUGCUCGAUCUUACUGAGAAGUAUGGACUACCGUACAGUUUGACCGAAACUAAGGACAAGGACUUGAUCAAGAAACGAAUCUUGUCUAUAAUAGACGCUCAUCCGAGCGGCAUAUUCAUGCAUCAAAUUCCGGUGUAUUAUAAGAAAGAAUACCAAGAAAUUCUCCCGGUGAAUUGGGAGAAGGACAUUGAAAAGUGUCCAGAAAUAGUUUUAGAAAAAGGAGCUGACAACUCGAUAAUUCUACGUCGAUUUGUUUCGUCCCCUGAAAAGAUUCGACAUGUGCCUCCAUCGAAAGUGGAUAAAGUACAACUGAAUCCAAUUGGGAUUGCAGUUCCCGAAAAGUUAGAAUUACCAGAGAGCAGAUAUUUCAGUGCAACGGUUAACUGCGUUGUGAGCACUACGGAGAUAUGGAUCAGGAUCAUAGACGACUCAUAUUCUGAUCCAUUCUUUGCUUUGAUCACCGAGAUGAGCCAGUGUUAUAGUAAGGUCCAGCAACCUACCAAGCCACAAGCAAUUAAAACUGGAAAUUACUAUGCCGUCUACGUAGACGAUUCAUGGCACAGAGUUCGUUGCGUAGAUUUCGAUGCUACAACUGGAGAUACUAUCGUGUCGUUUAUUGAUCACGGUGACGAGGAUGUUUACCAUUAUAGCAAAUUAUAUCCGUUGGAUAAGAAGUACUGCGUGUUUCCAGCUCAGGCUGUGAGAGUGUCUCUUUCUGAUUUGGAAGACUUUAGUGAUUACGAUAGUAUCGUCGAUCAAAUGGAGAACUUGCUCCUCGGUCGGAGUUUGUACGUCGAAAUAAUCAGCCGCGACGGUGAUAAAGAUGAACCGACCGCGACUGUUAUAUUUUACGAUACGAACGGGCAAGAGGACGUCGAUGUAAACGCACAACUGUUUAGCUAUCUCUCAGAAACAGUACUGGUUGCUCCUAAACUGAACGCUGGAGGACAAGUGUCUAAAGUAUUUAUCUCGCACGUAGAACCGAGUGGCGAAGUUUACGUUCAAGUGCAGUCUGAGAACAUGAAGCUCUUGAUUAGUUUAUUAAAUCGACUGAUAUCCACCAAAAUAAAUUCGGAGGACAAAAAGAAUAGCAUAGUUUCUAGGAUCGGUGUUAGUAGAACGUAUUUCGUAUCGGUAGACAAUAAUUGGUACAGGGGAAAAAUUAUCGACGUUGUCUCUAACGAUCAAUUCAGAGUAUUUUUGAUCGAUUACGGAAAGACCGUGAUCACGUCCAUAACGAAUCUUCUUGAUCUGAGAAUACUAUCUCAAAUAUUAGCUGAUUACCCUCCUCAGGCGAUAAAAGUACAUCUUCACAACAUUGACAAAUCAAUGUUCAACGAGAAGAUGGUGACCAAGCUAGUAGAGCUCGCUCCAGAGGGUGAACCGCUUUUGUUGAAAAUCGUUACGAUCGAAGACGGCACGCCUGUCGUGGAAAUGUUCAGAAGAAUUCAGCCAAGUAACAUGCUCGUUUCUCUGAACAAUACGUUGGCUUUGGAAGAAGAACUCAUUAAAACGAAUGGCGACGGUAACAAUAAUGUGAAACCCAGGAAACGGAUAGAACGUAUGAAUUCUAAACUUGCGGACAAUGAGAAUGGUGACUACCGAUUGUCAUUGAAACCACCGAAAAUUGGUGCUAUUCGCGAUUAUUUUGACGUGCACGUAACGAUGGCGGCACAUCCUGGGAAUUUCACCGUGCAACCCUACGAUGACAAGCAAGCAUUGCAGUCUCUAAUGAAACAAUUACAAAAAGCUUGCAAAGUAUACAAUGGUCCUACACCAAGUCCCGAAUCGAUUCAAAAAGACAAACUUUAUGCGGCGCAACACGAUGACAACAAUUGGUACAGGGUUUGCGUUUCAAGCGUAAUGAAUGACAACAUGGUCAGCGUUUAUUUCUGCGAUUUUGGGAACGUGUCAGUACUGGAGCUGGAUAAGUUGCAACCUUUGAAAAGCGAAUUCUUUGACCUACCUUAUCAAGCCAUUAAAGCGAGACUCGUUGGCAUACGACCCAUCAACGGUGACUGGUCUGCUGAAGACAGCUUUCUAUUCCAAAAAUUGGUCGUAAACAAAAGUUUCGUGUCUGUGGUCGUCGAGUCUGCGCACGACGAACUUUCCCCAGCGGAAACUAUACUGGGGUUGAAGUUGAUCGACGUUACUACCAACAAAGAUAUUUACAUCGACAAAAUUCUCGUAGACGAAGGCUGUGCCGUAUUCGUUGAUUAAGUACUGACAGAUAUACACAGGUUGUAUUAUACAGAACUCGUUCGAUGAGGGAAACGGGAGAGUGCCGUAGAUGAAAUUAACGAUUGACAUGUUGUUUCCGAAUUUCUCUAUACAUCGUGUACAAAAAGCUCAAACGAUUCGUCUUUAUCACAUUUUACAACGGUCGACCGCAGGAAGCGAUAGCAGCUGUUACGCGUUCCUAUGCUUCCUUCGGUAAGCCAGAGCUCGACGCUCAUCGCGGGGAGUAGAACUGUUGGGACUCGGUAUGUACCUGCAGACAAUUGUUUCCUACAUGUGUGCUAAAAGAUCGUUAACUGUGUUUCACGAUCGAGAACGUAGCUACUUGUAUAUAAAAUGAUGUUUAUAUUUGUGCAAAAAAUACUUGUCAAACGUAUAAAACAAACAGUUGCGUUUUAUGUAUGUACAUAUUAUCUGCAGCUACUCACAGUAUCCCACAGAGAUUGUUUUUUUUUUUUCAUUCUUCGUUUUUUAUUUGGUAAUAGUUAUUUAUUAAUUUAGAGAUUAUUUGUUUUCAAGUUCCAUACAGACGUGAGUUUCUGCGGGUUUUUGAACGUUUGAGAUUUUAUGCGUAGCUUGAGAAUAACUUCCUUUCAGAACGAUCGCGCACACGAUUUCUCAAGACUUUUUGUUGACUUAUUCGUAGAUCGACUCUCUGUUCUUUCAUUUUUUCCUUUGCGCAGAGUUAACGAGAGGAACGUGUUAACUGAAAUAGGCUGUGUGCGAUUAACAGCAUUCCAUUUGUUUUUAUAGUUAGCCUUUGCUGCUAAUUACAAAUUACUAUUAUCCCUUUUUAUUUUUUCUUCUUUUAAAACAAGUUUAUCGCUUCUAAUUUAAUUUGUUAAUGUAAUUAUACGCAGUUUAAGGACACGUUAUAUCUUUUAUACGUUUUAAUAGUACAUCGUUGAUAUAAGAAAAGUAACACUCGCUUCAUUUAAUAUAUUUAUAGCUAUUGUUAGAUAUACGUUCAGCCCUCGCGCGGAUCUCGCGAUCCCGCGGCAUACCCUGCGUAUCAAAGCCUAUACUACGAAUUCAUUUUAUUUUAAGCGACUAUUUACUCGUUCAGUAUUCUCCAGUUAGACUAAAUUAUAUGCGUAAUCGCUAGAUUUAAAGAUAUGCUGUUUUUAGAAUAUUCUUACUUUCCUAAAUUCGUGAGAUGAUAUUGUAACUUCGCGGCAAGAUAUUCCGUUAUGGUAUAUAUAUUUUUUUAUUACUUCAGAACAGGUGCCAAUAAAUACUAACGUUUUCACGAA
Messenger RNA from Ceratina calcarata, 5236 nucleotides. It is a transcript of the gene tapas, whose product is annotated as tudor domain-containing protein 7 tapas. The record is from RefSeq and is a predicted model, not a curated record. The transcript has 17 exons. Gene Ontology annotation, cellular component: P granule. The coding region runs from base 339 to 3965 and encodes 1208 amino acids. Gene Ontology annotation, biological process: spermatogenesis; P granule organization; piRNA processing. NCBI's taxonomy places the organism in Eukaryota, Metazoa, Arthropoda, Insecta, Hymenoptera, Apidae.